Messenger RNA from Prosopis cineraria, 462 nucleotides. Its product is annotated as PLAT domain-containing protein 3-like. The transcript has 2 exons. Gene Ontology annotation, molecular function: protein binding. Bases 1 to 462 code for a protein of 153 amino acids. The record is from RefSeq and is a predicted model, not a curated record. NCBI's taxonomy places the organism in Eukaryota, Viridiplantae, Streptophyta, Magnoliopsida, Fabales, Fabaceae.
AUGGCUCUCACCCUCAGAAUUGUAUUGUCUACUCUUCUUGUCAUCAGCUUCGCUGCAAUCGCUACAUCUGAAAGUUGCUUGUACCUGGUUAGAGUUCAGACAGGAUUUGGCGAUGGUUCAGGAACUGAUGCGAAAGUGAAACUCCAAGUAUUUGAUCACAGCGGCAAGAACUUUGUAAUCGACAGCCUCGAAAAUUUUGGCAUAAUGGAACCAGGCCACCUGUACUUUGAACGCAGCAACCUGGACUUGUUCAGUUUCUCAAACGUUUGUCUGAAUCCUUGCAAAAUAUAUUUGGAAACAAACGGGUGGGGGAACAGGCCAGACUGGAACUUGGAAUACGUGGAAAUCACCACCAAAGGGCCUGGCAUAGCUACCCAGGUUGGCUUCCCGGUGUCCUAUUGGCUGGGGCUUGGUUACCCCUUCACCGUCAACUUGUGCCUCCCUGCUCGUCGUCAUAAUUAG